Molecule: messenger RNA, 8892 nt
Organism: Thermochaetoides thermophila DSM 1495
Lineage: Eukaryota; Fungi; Ascomycota; Sordariomycetes; Sordariales; Chaetomiaceae
Exons: 15
Coding region: 1-8892 (2963 amino acids)
Biological process (GO): DNA damage checkpoint signaling; telomere maintenance; protein phosphorylation
Cellular component (GO): nucleus; signal recognition particle receptor complex
Molecular function (GO): protein serine/threonine kinase activity; GTPase activity; signal recognition particle binding
Source: RefSeq, a predicted model, not a curated record
AUGUUGGAUGCAUUUGAGAUUUUAACCACCUCGGGUGUGGUUCUCUGGUCCAGGACCUAUGCACCCGUGAACCCGUCGGUCGUCAAUGAUUUUAUUACGGAUGUCUUCAUUGAAGAGAAGAGCGCGGUGGCGGGCUCCAAAAAUGGCGGCUCUGCAGCCUCCAACCCUCCAUACAAGCACGACCAGCACAGUCUACGGUGGACAUUCGUGAAGGAAUUGGGUAUCAUCUUCGUUGCUGUCUAUCGUUCUUUACUACAUCUUCCAUGGGUUGACAAACUUGUCGACAAUAUCCGGGCCAUUUUCGUCAGCCUAUACAGCGAACAAUUUAAGAGGCCUAAUACCACGAUUAUCGAAUGCAUCAACUUUGACAAGUAUUUUGACCAGCAGCUGCAGGAGCUUGAGCAGACGGGUUCUAGGGUUGAUGCGCGCGUACCCAAGAUUGAGGCACACUCCGCAGAUGAAGAAGAGCAGCCUUUUGUUCCAUCACCAGCGGGAAAAUCUGAGCAGAAGGCUCCUAUUGAGUCAAUCUCCCAAAACCAUUCGCGCCCUACCACUUCCAGCACAAGCCACCUAGUCGUGCCGAGACCAGGUCCCGGGGGCAAGUUGUCAAGAAGGGCCCGAAAGCUUCAGAACAGUAACUCGGCGCCUGCUUCUUCUGGCGAUGAGGCCCCGUCGCGGAAAGGCAAACAGGGCAAACUUGUCAAGCGCGGCAGGAAGUGGGAUGCAGAUGGGUUGGCCAUUGAAGAUGACGGAUCGGAUGUUCAACUUGACUACUCAGCGCCUGCCUUGACGAGCGACAGUGAGGCUGAGGCCAGUGGGAGGGCAAUUAGCAUCGAGAGAGUGGAUGCUUCAACCAUGGGUUCGAGAACUAAGGGGAAGUUUGUGCUCAAGGAUCUGGGAGACGAGGUCCACUCUAUUUUGGCAGACGCGGAAGCCAAGAAGAAUGCUGAAACAAGCUCCGAAGCUUCGAGUGGCAUUGUUGGCUCCAGUUUGAACGCUAUUGGUGGCCUUUUCAGGAAUUUUGUUGGUGGGAAGGUCUUGACGAAGCAGGAUUUGGAAAAGGCUAUGAAGGGGAUGGAAGAGCAUCUUCUUAAAAAGAACGUUGCCCGUGAAGCCGCGGUGCGUCUUUGCGAGAGCGUUGAGAAAGAGCUGAUCGGUGUCAAGACCGGAAGCUUUGAGAGCAUCAGCAGAACGGUCCAGAAGGCCAUGGAGGCAUCUCUCACUAAGAUGUUGACGCCAACCUCUUCCAUCGAUCUCCUUCGCGAGAUCGACUCGGUCACAUCUCCCCCGCCCACUUCGGGUCGCCAGCGGCGGCCCUAUGUCAUCUCCAUUGUAGGCGUUAAUGGCGUGGGAAAAUCAACUAACCUGUCCAAGAUUUGCUUUUUCCUGCUGCAGAACCAGUAUAAAGUUCUCAUUGCCGCGGCUGACACUUUCCGGUCCGGUGCGGUCGAGCAGCUGGCUGUGCAUGUACGCAACCUCAAGGAGUUGACGGCCCGCGAGGGUGGCAGGGUCGAGCUGUACCAGAAGGGUUAUGGCAAGGAUGCUGCGGCCGUCGCCAAGGACGCCGUUGUGUUCGCCGCCCAGGAAGGGUUUGACGUGGUGUUGAUCGACACGGCUGGUCGUAGACACAAUGACCAACGGCUGAUGUCGUCACUCGAGAAGUUUACCAAGCUUGCAAAGCCCGACAAGAUCUUGAUGGUUGGUGAGGCUCUUGUGGGCACAGACUCCGUGGCACAGGCAAGGAACUUCAACGCCGCGUUUGGCGCCGGCCGUUCACUAGAUGGCUUUAUCAUUUCCAAGUGCGACACUGUAGGCGAUAUGGUUGGAACUUUGGUCAGCAUUCCGGGUCAGCACUCGUAUGCUGACUCAGCAGGUCCUGCAGGCGGGCCUCUCCCUUCUGCUGCCCCUCCACCCUCGACACUUGCUGCGCAGCUCGUGGAGAACAUCUCGACUUCAAGCACCAGGCUCACACGACCCGACGAGACUAGCGAACUGAAGCGCUUGUUUGCUGCCAUCGAAAAAGUCAAGAAUGACCCAAGCUGUUUGAAGACUCCUGAGCAGCGUCUUGAACAUAACCACUUGCUCGUCUAUGUUUGUGGCAGUGUCCUGCUCGAUAACCUGAAGUUGGACGAUGCGUUCGCCGAUCGUGAGCGUCUUUGCAGCGAGACAUCCCGCGCCAUAAAUUUCCUCAAGGUCACAAUUCAAGAGACGCCCGCGGUAUUGAAAUGUACCACCGAUGGGAGGACUUUCAUCCACCGCGGACAGGAGCCGCUGUGGGUUUGGAUCUUGCCUAAGGUGCUCCGAGUUCUAGGACAUCGGAGAUUCAUCUCUCUCUCAACAGAGAUAAAGAAUUUUUGUUGCGAAGUCUUGAAGUUAGCCAUGGGGAAUGAGAAGCUAUGGGACUUGGCUCCGUUGCUGUUGAUUUACCUUAGGACAAACCUAGGAGCCAUUCUCGCUCGCUAUAAGUCUUCGGAUAUGACAAACUUGCAACACGGCCCUUCUGCGAUCACCCUUCCUCCCAACGUUUUUUUUGAGACCUGGAAUGGCAGUGCACCACACACUUGCACCUUCACUAUUCCCGACGGUGAACAUGCUCUACGACAUGCGGUUACCCUCGCUACCAUCAUUGCUGACGUGUCCAUCUCAAGGACACACGAAGUUCAGCAAAUUUCCCCUCAUGAUCAACAUUUCUGCCAGGCUUCAGGCUACCUGGCGGCUGAAGAUGAAGACGGUGCAUCUUUGAGGCGUGUCUUCUGUUUAGCUCUCGCUCAUUUGGCAAAAGCCUCUACCAACCAUGAACCUACGGCAAGGCUCGUGACCUCUGUGCUACUUCCACUGGCACAACGACUUACUGCCGACAACCCUGCUUUGGGUGCGAGCACUGAUGUUUGGAGGUCUGUUCAACUUCUCGUUCGCACAGUAGCUGGGUCAACUUCGCCGGAGCUCAGCGAGGAGAUUGCAGCAGACAAGUUCAUCGAUACUCAGUUGCGUCGGCAGGUUCAGAAGCUGCCGCUUAGACGGACGCGGGAACAGCUUGAGCUCCGGCCUGCCAAACGCAAGAGAUCCGAUAAGGGACCAUCAUUAAUGUUGGACGUAGCAGGCCGCCUGUGUCGGUUGGUGGGCGCUGAUCCUUCCAGUCAAGUGGAUGCUCUGGAAUCUCACAUAAUGGAACGAUACCCUCAGCUGAACGAGGAUGAUCAAUGCUAUCUGAUUGAUCUCGUCUCCCGGAUCCCCUGUGUCGCCGAUGAGACCCUUGAACUUAGGAAGAGGAGCCUGUCCGCAGGUCGACACCAGGAAGUCAAGCAUCUUGGCAUCACUCUGUUCAGCAAGAUAAUUAAACUCCCGAGAUUCAUUGAAUCAAAAAAGCCUCGGGUGUAUGCCAUGAUUUGCCUGCGACGCAUCGCAAGGCAUUCAACGGACGAGGAUUUUUGGGAUCUUGAGAAGUCCGACCCUGGUCAGUGGUGCCUGCAAUCGCUGAACAGCUCCAUCCGAGAGCUUCGCAUUGCCGCUGGCAGGGCCAUUCCGGUGUUCAUCACGGAGCCCGCUUUGGCCACGAUCAACAAGGAGGUUAUCAAGCGGAAUCGUACCACUGUCUUGGCUUUCUUGCGAUCUCUUUCUGAAAAGGAGUCCCCUCGGCUUCAUGAGACCUGCAUCAUGGCUUGGGCACAAGUAGGCAGAGUAGUCGCCGAUGACGAGCUCAAUCUGGUUGUCCUCAAACUUGUCGAAUAUUUGGGGCAUCGGAAUCUGACAGUGUCAUCCUUCGCCUUCAACGAAAUAAUUAAUCUUGCCGAAUCUAGAGGCCAAUCACCAUCACAAUUGUUUGAGCCUUUCUGGUCUAACCUCGGUUUUGCUGUUGUCAAGGACCUAAUGACCAGGCCCCAGACAGCACGGAUGGUUGCCGACCUGCUUCAACUCAGUGUGCCGGAACUUUUGGAGUUAUUGCAGAAGCAUGCCCUUCCUUGGCUUGUCCUUACCAAAAAGCGCGAGGUUAUCCGAAAGAUUGCCGAAGCUCGUGGCGAGAAAGAAGAAUGGCAGCCGUGUCUCGAUCAAGGGAAUCUCCCCUCGAUCCUAGCCCUCCUUUUGAUUCAGGAUACACCCGAUGUUGCUACCCAUGCUAUGUCUUUACUUGGACAUGUUUCUGAGAAGAUUGCCAACAGUGAGCUAGUAGAGCUCCUAAGAACAGACCCUAUAACCAUUGCUUUGGAGUUGUUCAAGGCCGCGGCUGAUUCCAAUGAGAAUCGGAAAACAAGGGCAAGAGAUCAGAACGACAAACGAGCCAAAAAGUCUCAAGUAAUUGGGCGCUAUCUUCAGCAGCACGCCCUUGGUUUAGCACAACGUCUGAUCGAAGUGAUAAAUGACACCUUGCAGCUACAUCCGCCAGUGGCGGAACAGAGGAGGUGUCUUGGGGCUAUGGAAGAGAUGAUACGCAUAUGCAAGACUUAUGUCUGCAUUGCCCGACCACAGAUCUCUGCCUGCCUGCUCUCUGCAAUGGCGUUGGAUGAUCUCCGGUCUGCUGCCUUUUCCUGUUGGGAAGCCAUGCUUACCUGCAUGGAAGAGGCUGAUGUGGAAGCACAGCUUGAGACGACGUUCUUCAUCAUCGGAUCGUAUUGGAAGACUUUUGACCUUGCUACCAAGCAAAAGGUCAAAUCUCUAAUAUCGACUCUUCUUGAAGCUCACCAAGCUCUCUUGCAGAAGUAUGCGAACAGGCUGCCUUCGUUAAGACACAUCAGUGAGCUUUCCGAUUUGUGUACGGCACUCGAUAAUCUGCGCCCACCCUUAGAUGUCAGAGGUGCCUUUGGCAUCUUUGCCGAGCGCUUGAAGCAUGAAAAUCCAGGAGUGGUAGAGCUUGCGCUUGUUGAGCUGAACGCCUUUCUCCAAAAGCACCAAGAUUACGUCCAAACAUCAGCAAUCAGCGAGCAGCCGGAUACAGUUGUGACUGCGCUAGUUCGUUCCCUGCUUGACUGCUCUGCCAAAUAUAAUGGCUGGCAAACGGACAUUCCUCGGCUUUGCGCUGAAGCCAUGGGGCUGAUCGGCUGCCUCGACUCGAAUCGUGUUGAAACAACGCGGGAACAGAGACAAUUCGUCGUUGUCCACAAUUUCGAGGAUGCUCGAGAGACCACAGAUUUCGUCGCCUAUAUGCUUGAAAACGUGUUGGUCAAGGCGUUCCUAUCGACAACCGACACCAAGUUCAUUGGCUUUCUUUCCUAUGCCAUGCAAGAACUUCUCGAACGGACCGAUUUCAAAUAUGCUGCUGCGGAUCCCAAAUCCGAAAUACACGCGGCGAUCUACAAGAAGUGGCUCGCGUUCUCGGAUAACACGCGUGAGGUGCUGACGCCGUUCCUGUCCUCAAGGUUCGUCGUCGCGCCUAUGCCUCCUCAGACGAUAGAAUAUCCUGUCUUCAAGCCAGAAAAGCCUUACGCCGUCUGGGUGAGGGCAUUCGUUCUCGAUUUGCUCCGCAACGGGCAGCAUCCGUUUAGCCAAGCCCUAUUUGAGCCCCUCUGUCGGUUAAUCAAAGUCAAGGACCUUGUUGUUACAGAGUUCUUAUUGCCUUAUGUUGUUCUGCACGUUAUCGUAGGACAAGAUCAUACAGAUGCGUUCAGAAAGAAGAUUACUGCUGAGUUGACGGCGAUUCUCCAACACCAGCCCCCUGAAACUGCCUCAUAUGUUGAGAAGGAGGACGCCAAACUCUACUACCAGGCCGUCUUUCGCAUUAUUGAUUACUCGAGGAGAUGGCUGCAAGUCAAAAAGUCGAACCAUAAAGUCUCAGACAGAGACCAAUCAUGGAUCAAACGUGUUGAGGAGGUCAUCGGCUCUCUUGAUCCUGAGCUGAUGUCACAGCGAGCAAUCGACUGUAAUGAAUAUGCUCGAGCUCUGUUUUUUCUGGAACCGCAUAUCGAGGCCCGAGGGAAGCACCUCACACAUGAAAGGGGGGACAGGAUGUUGCAGUCGUUGCAGAACAUUUAUACUAAUAUCGACGAUCCCGACGGCCUUGAGGGAGUUUCUGCAAUUUUGCAAAGCAUUACGCUGGAUCAGCAAGCUCUCAACCAUCGCAAGGCUGGCCGCUGGACUGCCGCGCAGACAUGGUAUGAGAUUCGGCUCGCCGAGUCGCCUGAUGAUCCAGACAUCCAACAAGAUCUUCUUACAUGUCUCAAAGAAUCCGGGCAACAUGACGUCUUGCUAAACUACGUAGAGGGAAUGAAUGUUACAGAGAGCAACGUGACUAAGGUUGCGCCUUUUGCUGUUGAAGCUGCCUGGGCGACAGGAAGGUGGCAAACUCUCGAAAAGUACUUGCGGUUGUACAAUGCGGGAGACGUCUCAGAGAUUUUCAACCUUGGCGUCGGCCAAGCUUUGCUCUGUCUGAAGAGCGGAGAUGUUGCGAAGUUCAAGGAGCAUAUUCAGAUGUUACGUGACAAGGUGGCUGGCUCCAUGACCUAUUCGGCAACGUCGUCGCUCCGGGCAUGCCAUGAUGCCAUGCUGAAAUGUCAUGUCUUGAGUGAUCUAGAGUUGAUCGCAAACGAGAACCUCAAAGGAAAUGGCGAUCAGCAGGCAGUCCUCGCCACACUGAACCGUCGGCUGGAGGUACUAGGUGCCUAUGUCAGCGACAAACAGUACUUGCUUGGCAUUCGCCGAGCCGCUAUGGAGCUGAUGAGGCCCAGGUUUUCAAACGAGGACAUCUCUUCCCAAUGGCUGGCUAGCGGCAAACUCGCGCGGAAAGCUGGUUCAAUGCACCAGUCAUUCAAUGCAGUGCUGCAUGCUCAACAGCUGGGCGAUGGUUCUGCUACCAUUGAGCAUGCUAAGCUCCUCUACAAAGAUGGACACCAUCGUAAAGCCAUUCAAAUCCUGCAGUCGGCCAUCGCCACGAACUCUUUCAUCACGGACAAUUCUGCACUUACUCUUCCACCCACUUCGAGCAAGGGCCAGGAGACCCAACGGAGUCUCUUGACCGCACGGGCACAUCUUCUGCUUGCCAAAUGGCUUGAUUCAACGGGCCAGACGCAUGCUAGCGCUCUUCGGUCUCAGUACCAACAAGCAGCGAAGACGUAUCCUCAUUGGGAGAAAGGCCACUAUUACCUUGGCCGUCACUACAAGAAGCUACUCGAAUCAGAGAAGGCCCUCAAGCCGGAUGAUCAAUCGGAUGAGUAUCUUACUGGGGAGAUGGCGAAAUUGGUCAUUGAGAAUUACUUGCGGUCUCUCAAUUUCGGAACCAAGUAUCUCUCUCAGACUCUACCUCGUAUCCUCACGUUAUUCCUCGAGCUGGGUACUCAGGUUGAGAACAUACGAACUUCGGAAAGCAAGAUCACCGUGACGCGAGAGCUGCACCAGCGCAGGAAGAACAUCCUCAUGGACCUCUACAAGCACUUCCUGAAGCACAUCCCGAAGAUGCCGGCAUACAUCUUCUACACGGCGCUUCCGCAGAUUGUGGCCCGAAUUGCCCACCCCAACCAGGAGGUGUUCAAAGUUUUGGAGCAGAUGAUUCUUAAGGUGAUCGAAGCUCAUCCUCAGCAGGCUCUCUGGAGCCUGUUCCCUCUCAUGACGACGAGAUAUUCCCAUGAGCGCCGAACGCGGGGUAUGCAAAUCCUGCAGGCCGCUCGUUCUCUGUCAAAGCGAGUGGAAGGUGCCGAUUAUGACCUCAGCAAGCUGAUUCGGAUGGGUGAGAAGCUGGCCGAACAGCUUUUGGUUGCGUGUAACACAGGAGAGUUCCAGAGCAACAAGACCAUCACAGCAAGCAUCACAAAAGAUCUGAACUUCAACCACAAGUGUACGCCGUGUCCUCUGGUGGUACCAAUUGAGGCUUGUUUGGUGGCCACGUUGCCGACCCUCACCGACAACGUUAGGAAGCACAAAGCCUUUUCUCGAGAUGUGAUCACAAUCCAUUCCUUCCUUGAUGAGGUGUUAAUCUUGGGCUCCCUGGCGAAACCCCGCAAACUCACUGCCAGAGGGUCUGACGGGAAGCUAUAUGGGUUGUUGAUCAAGCCCAAGGACGAUCUUCGAACAGACCAGCGUUUGAUGGAGUUCAACGGGCUGAUCAACAGGUCUCUGAAGCGGGAUGCUGAAGCAAGUAGGCGGCAACUCUACAUUCGCACUUACGCUGUUACCCCUCUGAACGAGGAGUGCGGCAUUAUUGAGUGGGUCAGCGGACUCAAACCACUGCGCGACAUCCUGCUUGCUCUUUACCGGGCGCGAGGCAUCUCCCCUAACUAUGGAGAGCUCUCGAAUAAGAUGCGUCACUCAAUGAUGACCGGGGACAUCCGCAUCUGGACAGACGACAUCAUUCCCAGCUUCCCACCUGUGCUUCCUGAGUGGUUCAUUCAGCAGUUCCCCAAUCCCUCGGACUGGUUUGCUGCCCGGCUCAAGUAUACGCGCUCGUGCGCCGUCAUGUCCAUGGUGGGCACCAUCCUGGGCCUGGGUGACCGGCACGGGGAGAACGUGCUCCUGGAAGAGGGCAACGGCGGCAUCUUCCAUGUCGAUUUCAACUGUCUCUUCGACAAGGGCAAGACAUUUGCACAGCCGGAGCGUGUACCCUUCCGUCUAACACACAACAUGCAGGCGGCCAUGGGUAUAUACAGGCAUGAAGGCCCUUUCCGACAUUGUAGCGAGCUGACACUUCGGAUCCUGCGACAGCAAGAGGAAACGCUCAUGACCAUUCUUGAGGCCUUCAUCUACGAUCCAACGUUGGAUCUGCAAAGGACCAAGCGGCGCCAGCACGAUGGCGGCGUUAUUCGGAUGGAUCCCAACAGCGUGGUUGAGACUAUCCGCCGCAAGGUGCGCGGUCUGCUGCCGGACGAAAGUAUCCCUCUCGGCGUGGAGGGUCAGGUUGAGGAGCUGAUCAAGGAGGCGACGAACCCGAAGAACUUGGUCGCUAUGUACAUUGGAUGGUGUCCGUUUUUGUAA